AGUGAAUCCUAGUCAAAACAUGCUCUCAGCUUUUUCCAAAGAAACUGAUAUUGUGAUUGAUAAACCUGUUGUGGAAGAUACUACAGUUCCCGAUCCAGAAGAAAAUAGUUCUCAUUUUAUUAAUAUUCUUGUAGAAUGUUUAGCACUUUUAAAUAAAGUUCCGGAAGCAGUAGAGACAAUUAAAGAGCGAAGCCAGAAAGAACUGAUGGCAAUUGUUAGCCGAACGACUCAAUACGUCUUAGAUAAUACUCAAAACUUGCCAAUAAUGCCUGUUCCAACUGGAAGUUACGUAUCUGGAUUUUUACAGAAUCCUUCUCAAGCUCAAUUGUUGCUUGAACUUUUUGAACUUGUAUUUGAACAAUUUUGUUGCGUGGUUAAUGCUCAUAAAUGUGUACUUGCUAAUCUUAAAAGAAUUGCUUCAUCAAAUUCACAACAUGGAGAGUUGCUGUUAUAUGAAAUGCCUGACAUAUGGUCCAAAGUUCAGACAGUGUUAGAGAUUCUUGCUGGACAGUAUCUUGACAUUCAAAAUACUACUACAAACAGACAGCAGGCUCCUCCAGCAUUUUCUGAAGUUACUGCUGCAAGCGAUAUUUCUUCAUUUUAUGCAAAGAAAAGAAGUGUUAAACCAAAAACAUUUUCUCUUUUUAGAUUUGAUAGUUCUUCACAUGCUAUAAGUAUGAAUACUUAUCUUCAAGAACAAAAGGAAGCAAUGAAAGAGAAGGUACUAUUUAAAUGUAAAUUAUUAUUUUGAAAUUUAUUCACUAUACAUAA
This is a messenger RNA of Centruroides sculpturatus (bark scorpion), 771 nucleotides long. RefSeq names its product exocyst complex component 4-like. Gene Ontology annotation, biological process: Golgi to plasma membrane transport; exocytosis; chemical synaptic transmission. The record is from RefSeq and is a predicted model, not a curated record. The coding region runs from base 20 to 751 and encodes 243 amino acids. Gene Ontology annotation, cellular component: exocyst; synapse; growth cone membrane. The transcript has 5 exons. Lineage: Eukaryota; Metazoa; Arthropoda; Arachnida; Scorpiones; Buthidae.